Molecule: messenger RNA, 7950 nt
Organism: Porites evermanni
Lineage: Eukaryota; Metazoa; Cnidaria; Anthozoa; Scleractinia; Poritidae
Source: the annotation of a GenBank genome assembly
AGUUUUCCAAACAAUUCGACAUGGCCAACAUGGCGGACGGCGGAAACAUGUGACACAUGUUUGCUGUAUGCUGAAUACGAUGGUGAGAUAUAAUUCGCGGUAGUCUCAGUUUAAGUAAUUUUGCCGAGUUUCAGUUAACGUAUUUGUACAAAAAUGACCUUGGCGAGGAAUGUCCAUUGGUGUUUAUAAUCUAAAUCAUGAGUGGCUUUUCUCCCAGCUUUCUAAUUUAAUUUGCCCUUUAAAAUUACUUUAGCUUCAUGAAAGUUUAAGCUAUCAGUACUAAUACUAGAUUUAACUUUUAUUUCUGAAUAAUAAUCUUAAACCAAUCUAAACAUAAGUAUCUUGACAAUCUUUUCAGUGAUUACCCCCCCAUCCUUGUGAGCAAUUGCAAGUUUGCAAUUUAUUGCAAUAUAUUUAAGUUGAAAUGAAAGAAAACUUAAGCUGGCCUGAAUUUAAUGGCCACUGACCUUCUUGUGAUGUAGCUGCUGAUCCUGCCUUAUACUAUAUAUUCUGACAUAUAGAAAAAUGUGCUGCCGGGCGCAGCAUAGCCUGAUUAAACAGCAGACAUUUUGGUCCACUGGUUGUUUCCAGGUGAAAUGAUGUCUGAGAAAUGAGUGCAACAAUUCCAUUCCAUCACUAUUCAGAUCUGGGUACUGUAUCUAAUUGGUUGAAGCAAAUCUCCCAUGCGGCACAACCAAUCAGAAGCACCACCCAUAUCUGGGUGGUCAACACUCUACGUUGCGACCAUUUUGGUUGCCAUGGCGUCUAAAAUUUAGGAGCUGGCGACGUGAUUUUUAAAAGAGUCUCCCUAAACCAAAAGAGUUGGUUGACAAAUGGCGACCAAGCAAAAACUUUAACUUGGAGGGUUGGACUGGUGAAGCGUCAUCAGUAUCGAAUUUCUGUGCUCAUUUCUUAGAUGUCAUCUUGCAAGGAAACCAGUGGUGGUGUUGCAGAAUGUUGCCUGUUUUCUCAGGCUAGCAGCAACAGCCAUUACAGGUCUUUACGAUUGCUCACAUGCCUGCAAGUUGAACUCAAGUCAACUUCUCAGGCUACCUUCUUGUGGUUAAGACUAUGAUUGCCUCUGUUGCCGGUGACUUCUGUUCUCAUAUCAAAACAGUAUCCUAGGCAGCACUGGAAGUUAUUUCAUAGGUAGGCUGACAGCAAUAUAUGAGAACCAGAAAGACACUCCCAAAAUGUUUAUCAGUUUUGCAGUCAAUGAUUUUUUAUACUGGUUAUUAAUCUUUUGUUUUAACUCUAGAUCAAAGACUCAUUUCUAAAUGGAAGGUGAACAAAAUGAGCAUGAUGAUGGUGAUGCUACCCAAGAUCAGGUGGAUAACGAAGAGAGAUUAUUAAUAGAUAUUGAUGGCGAGGAACGUGUUAGCGGUGAUGGUGAAGAGGAUAAGGGAGAAGGCAAUAAAUUACCAAACGCGCAGCCAAUUGUGACAGGGGACAGUGGAUCUGUUAGUUCAGAGAGUUCAGAAAAUGAGAGAAGCAGGCCACCACAAGUCAACUGUCCUGAGUAUAUUGUAAGUAUGGUUGCAAUGAUAGGGACCUUAAGAUAGGCUGCUUCCAUGUACAGGGAGGGAUAAAAUAACUAUAGCUAUCCGUUAUCUGGAAAUAAACAUUGACUGCCUCUUUCCCUGGUGAAAUGGCUAUGCUAUAGCUAGCAGGUAAUGUAAUGAUGCCAUUACCACAUUUAUCAGGGAAAUCAUGGUCGCGUGUUAUAUAACUACAUGGAAAACGUCUUUGCCUACCCAUACCUGUGGGUGAGAAUGGUUUAUCUUAAUGUCCCCCAUUAACUCUACAGGAGUAAUGACUUAAGCACAGAAUUGACCCAAAAAAGCCGUUUAUCUCUGACAUAGCCCUUUUAAGUAUCAAAAAUGCUAAAGAUUGUUACAAGCAUAUAAGUGAAGAGGUCUCACCUGUUCUUCAGAUUUUGUGCCUGGAUUUGUCACCAGAAACCAAGUCAAUGUCCUUUCAGUGUAAGAGUGUUCCAGACAGGUAUGUCAGUAUCCCUAACACAUAAUUAUACAAGUAUUCUUUUCCUUUAGGUUAUUAUGGUCACCUUGGGCUCAUUAUUAUGCGUGUAUUUAAAGCAUACAGUGAAUUAUUCACGAAGUACAAUGACUGAUAUCGACAAGCUUAUGAGAUAUUCAUAACUGGAUAAAAGAUGAGUGCAUAAUUUAGAGUGUUCACGUGCACGUGACAUGGAGACUACGAGCAAAAUGUUUAUUAAAAAGUAGCCAACAGGCUUUGAAUCAAAACCUGCUUCAGCGAUUUUUGAAUCAAUAAAAAUGAGGAAAUCUUUAGAAAUUUCAAUCAAAUUUAAUACCAAAACUCUUUGUACAUUUUUUUGUAACGUAUAACGCUAGUCAUAAGACAAAUGGAGUUACAGGGGUCAAAUAAUAAAGCCAAAAAGGCAACUAAAUCAGUUCAUAUCAGAAAACACAGGAAUACAUCAAAGGUAUUAGUCUCCUUCACUUAUUUUAAAGAAGAAAACGUCAAAAUGGUAUUCAGCAUUUGCAGACCUCAGUAUUUUAUUUCUCAUACAAUGUAUCAAAGGUCACCUUUAAAGUGAAAACAACUCUCUUGUGAGAAAUAUAGGAUAUUACAUGGCUGCGCGGAGAUACAAAAUUUCUCUUCGAGUGUUGAAAAGUACACAAGAAGAGAAAUUUCGUAUCCGCAAGCGGCCAUGUACUGUUCUAUUUAUUAUAUAAACACCAAUGAAAUACCAAACCAUUUCACUUUGAUAGUUUUUCGGUGAGAAAGGCGCGAUUUAUUAUGUGGCCAUAGCAACAGUGAUAUUUUCACAUGGGAAGAUAACAUGUUAUUUUCACAUGUGAAGAUAUCAAGUUUUCACACGAAAGCUCACCUGGUAUUUCAUUGGUGUUUAUAUAAUAAAGUAAAUUACAUUCCACUCUUGUAAUGGGAGCUUUGGAUGCCUGUGGUGCAAGUUGAGAGAAAAUCUGUCUGUUCUUUUUCCAUUCAAGAAAUUUGAUCUACUACUGUAACUGUAACUAUUACAACUGUUCUGUAACUACUGUAGCUUGCUUGGAGGUCUCAUGUGGAAUAAACUAUCGUAAAGAUCAGGUUGGACUAACAAAAUGUAAGCUGAGUCAGGCCCCAUUGGAUUCAUAAUCACCUCAAGAAUGGUUUAGUUUUGCACAGUGUUUUAGUCUCAAGGGUCCCUACCCAGCUUGAAAUAGAAAGAUCUUUAGCAUCUCUCAUAAAAUUAAUACUGUAUUGUACUGUGAUAAGUGCCAGGGCCCUUAUUUAAAAUUAUAGCUACAGCUAUAAAAUGAGGGCAUUCAUUGGAAGACGGAGGUUGACCAAAGGGGCCAAAGUUUAAGCGUAAUGGUGCUUGUUUAAUAUUAUAGCCUAGUGGGUUGGGUGCCUAUUUGGGGGAGGGAGCUUAUUAGAGCAUGGGCACCUCAAUUCCAGGAAACACAUUGUUUUGCAUUCUAUUAUAUGAUAAAUUAUCAAUGAAAUAAGGUGUACAGUGUACUAAUAUUAAUUACGAUUUCAUAGGUCAAUAUUUCAACUUGUCCAGAGAUCAGCAGGGAUCUUUGUGAAAACCAAGUCAAAAAUGAACCCCCUUCACCAGUUUUCCAUCAUGGUUCUAGAUGAUAAGGCUUCUUGGGUAAGCUCUCUACUGUUAGGUUCAGUCAAAGCCCCUACAUUCAACAUAUUCAGAUUUCUACAGUAACCAUAAAUUUGCAAAGUUGAAGUUUUGCCAUGUACAUGUAUGGGCCACGCCCUGCACUCAAAAUAAUGAUUUGUGUCAUUUCUUCACACUACCGAUCUUUCUCUCAUAAACUUUACAAUACCCAGGCUAAACUGCUUGAAACCCCUACCCUUCACAGCGGCAGAUCCAGGGGAAGGGGCUUAUUAGAGACAAUUCAAAAAUUUAUGCUGGACUUUGUUUAAUGACCAAAUUUCAUUUGCAGCUCUGUGAGAUAGUGACACAAGUGCUUACAAGUAAUUAAUACUUAUUUGCAUUUCACCUUUAAGGUAUUAGAAAGCUACUUUGAUUAUUAAUAGUUGACACUUCUUGCUUUUAGUACAAACACUUCACCAGUGAUGUGGAAGUCAUCUGCAGCACAUUGAAUCGCCUGAGUCCUGAGGAUACAAUUUCAUCGCAAAGUGAAUUUGGUAUCUUUUUGAAAGUAAUACAAACUUGGGAAAUGGAGGACUUCCUGCUGAAGGGCCUGCUAGGGUGAAUUAAGCUACAUGUACCCCAAAAGUGUGUGUGUUUUUCCACCGGCUAAGGAACAAAGGACUAUAGGUUCAAGUCUGCGGGCGGUCUUCAGGUCACACAUAGCAUUUUCAGAGUUCAGUUUUUUUUUUUGCCUUCUGCCAUUACCUGCCCUGCCCUGCCCACCUGCCAUUUAUGUGUUUUCAGGAUUGUUGUAGGAUCUCAAGUUUUGCCUGAUUUCUGGUUAUUCUUAUAUCUAGGCUCACUUUCAUGUCAGCCAUUUUAUUAGCUCUCUUUCUGUGCUGAAACACUAAUGAAUUGUGGUGUUGAUAUGAUAAAGUUCGGGCUGCAUGGCCAGCUUCACAUGGCUCCCAGUUGUGUGUGAGAAAAAGUUAUCUUGUAGAUCAUGUAGUUCUUGUUGAUCUUUAGUCAUUACAUAUAUUUUUGCCACUUUAACAUUGUCCAUGAUACACUUUGUUUGACUCCCAACAUUGAUUGCAUUAACCACCCUUUCAAAUUUCCACUGGGCAUUAUAGUCAUCCCAAGAGAAAUUCAAGACAAAGCUUAUGCAAAAUUUUGUGGGGCAAACAAGGUGUAUUAUGGGCAUAGCAGUAGUAGCAAGCAUUUUCUUUUGUGAUAAAAUGCAUAUAUAUGUAAAUGUUCAAAAUUAAAUGCAGUUAAAUGAAAUUUAAUGUUGUUAACAACAAGGAGCUAUAGUCUUGUUAGCGGCAUUUUGACAUGUUUUUGAUGGUGUCUGGCCAGUGUCUAUUCUAGCACAGCAGGCAAAGAAAGUAGUGUCUGAUAGCCCGGGGCUACUAGAUUUUGCUAUUGGUCGAGUGAAUUCUGUUAUCAACUUGCCCGACGGGCAAGUGAAGUUUUUUGAGGAAUACAAAUUACAGAAAAACUGUGAAAUCAAUCUGCUCAUCAAAACGUUUUUGGGGCUAGUUGAAAUGAUGUUUGGGCUAGUAAAUGUUAGCUUCAGCUUGCCCGAAUGGCAAGCUGUAAAAAUGACUUUCUUUGCACCCUGUAGCAUAUUGUAACACUUGAACUGUUUACAUUUUUUUGGAGCUUCAGGGUAGGCCACACAAAAUUCUAUUGAAUCCAUUAAAUUGUCUUGUGAAUUGUGUCCAUUUUAAAGAACCUUGACUUUUCCUUAGAUAUGUGCGACCUCUUUGAAGCAAUGUAAGUAAUAAUAUUAUGAGGGUAGAUGGAAAAAAUCCUAAGUACAUGAAACUUGUGAUUUUUUUUCAAAUUCUCCCUUCAUUUUACAGGAAAUGAAGUAAAAUGUGUAGGGAGAAUCUAAACUUGCAUCAGAAGAUACUGUUACUGGCUGUUUCCCAGUCACUCAUUCAUUAUUUAAGUCUUUUUUUAUAAAUAAGUUUUUCAAUGUCAGGUAGUACAUUGUUAAUCUUAGGCAUGUUCUUCUCCUUAUCAGCAAGGAAAACAUUAGUUUACCAGAAGUAGAAGACAUCUUGCUUCCUCCUCCUUGUGUGUUUCGACUUAUUUUAGUGUAUGGACGCUCGCUGUGCAUGCCCAAAUUGUCCCCAGAAGGCAAGCAGGUUUGUUCAUGUCUUUGUUCUGCCAAUUAAUGUUAUGUCUUUUAGCAGGUAGUAGAUGUUUAUGUAUCUACUGCUUAACCCAUUUGCCGCUGAACUGGGCGUUAAGGCCAAUGCGGAUCCACAUCUGUUGUACCCCUUAUGAUGUAAUCAGUUUUAACAGUCAGGGCAACUUUGUCAUCUAAAAUCCCAUGCGAACAGAUGGAACAUUUUUGGAGGUUACUGUACAUGUUGCAUCCGUUUGGACACCCAGUGUUGCAUGUUGUUGCGUGUUGUUGGGAGUUGUUGCACAAAGCUUGAAAUGGUUCAAAGUUUGACGCCAACAACUCCCAACAUUUCUUUUGUUCCAUGAUUGCCAAAGCAUAGUGCAGCAAUGUUGCAUCCAUUUGCACACUACUGCAAACACGGACAAAACAACUCCCAACGUUGUUGGGCCAAACAGCUUGAUUACCUUCAAAGCACGUUUUUGGCAAACUUGCUGGAGAAUAAUGCUUUACUGGAUAUUUAGGAAAGUUAAGCCUUUGUUAUUCAAAAUAAUAAUUAUUUUAUUGAUAAUUAUUAUUUAUAAAAUCAACAUUUUCAUGUUUUAUUUGUUUCAGAUAUUGUCAUCACUACUGGUGUCACCAUAUUUCUUUCUUGAUGUAUUGUACGUUCAUGAGCUACCAUCUGAGCUUAACCUUUGCAAAGUGAGUAGUAUAAGACUUAUACUUAUACUUAGUAUGAAUGUUACUGUAAAAUUUUCAAAACAGGUUUUCUAAAGGAGCUGUUUCACGAAAUUCAGCCAAAUUAGGAAAUUUAAAAAUGCCCAUUAAAUUAGGAGAAACAUAAAAAUAACCACUUAAAACUUUAAAGGAAGGUUAAAAUAACAUAACAGAAACAACAGGUGCCACGGAUGGGCAAAACUGAAGAAGAUUGAAAAGGAUUAAAAUUAGGGUUUUUGAAAACUAUGCAGCCUAACAGUUUUUCAAAGUUGAUCCCUGCUGCUUGCAAAUUCAAAAAUAAUGCUCAGGAGACAUAUUUGUUUGUCUCGGAUCUUUGAUUUUGUCAUUUACCCGUCCUUAAUUUCUUUGCCUACUUUAAGUUCCAUAGCGAUUGAGGACGAGUAAUUGGCAAAAUCAAACAAAAUGAACUGGACUGCCGUGACACAGCCCCUUUAACCUAUCAGGUUUAGGAUUAAACGGAAGAAUUAUCUAAUAUGGGGUGGAUUCAUUUGCAACAUACCUGUAUAGCUGUCGCAUUUUUCCGGUUGGAAUUUUUGACUGUUUUUAGGUUACAAACAUGAAUUAACCAUAAAUGUACAUGUGCAUGCAAAAAUCCUCAGCUCGCGUAUAGCUUGGCUAAUCGAGGUGGGCAGAGGGAAAAAUAAAGUAAUUCACUGGGAAGAGAUUGAGGACACAAGAAGAUUGACUGAAGUUAUUACGAUACAACAUAACAAAAUCACAAACUUAUUUUACAUUUUAUGUCAUCUUCCUAAGUUUUUUGGUGUCAACAUGAGUAUCGUCCAAUUCUAAAAUAUGUAAAAGAAGCUAAUGUAAAGAAGCCUUAAAUUUGUGUUUAGGGAGUACUCGGACACUUUGAGGAAUACUGUUCCACUGAGUGUGAUUCAUUCUGGUUCCUCAGAGUUCUGACAAUAAUAAUAAAAAUAAUUAUCAUCGUCAUCAUCAUCUUUAUUUCUAUAACGCCGUUUCUACUGAUUAAAUGGCUUAAAAGGGCUACAGAAAGAUUCUGUGGCUCCCAAAAAGACUGAAAUCGAGAAAAUUUUUUAGUUUUUUGAUUGAUUCAUAUUUAAAAGAAAGUGUGGUUCGAGCAGUUUAAAGAGGUGCAAAUUUCUAAACUAGGUACAUGUAUUCGAAAAGGUCACCAUUCGUCAAUGUAAGUUAUACAAAAGGGGUACCUUUGGUAUAUAAAAGGGUAAGGGAUUGGACCUCGGGGCAAAUCCUCCGCGUAUAAAACUUUGUUGAGUAUACCCCCGGACGGGUAACUCCCUGAUCCUUUUACCUGCUUCCUCUGCAGGAAGUCUAUGAUUACUUCUGUGACAUGGAUGAAGAAGAAGAAGGCUACAUCCUAGAGGUGUCACGCAGUACUACACGUUUGUUUGACCACAUGGCUGCGUUACUUGCCCAUCCUUUGCAAAGACCAAAACAGCGUGACACGUUCUACAAACUAACGCCAAGGGAAGAGACAGAGUCUGUCGUGUAG